UUUGCGUUCGUGUCGCCGACAUCGCCGAGGAGGACCGCUUUGCGAGUGUGUAUUACUCAUUCUUGCGGCGUCGUAGUUUCGUUUGAGGAAAACGACGCUCGCGGAAACGUACUGCAUUACUAAUACAGCUAUUCCGAGCGUUGAAACGACGUGUCGUGCCUCACAACAGGCAUGAGCAGCGGCGUCUGCAUCGCCGAGCGGCAAGAGGAACGACUGGGUGAGCGUGCGCCGUCGUCAAAAGAGAUCAAAGUCCUAUCCGAAACUGGAUUCGAUCGAGUGUCCGACAUGGGAGCCCCGGAUGACCUGCCGGAGCACGAGCGGGCGUACCAGAGCGAAGCCGAGACAGUCGAAGACAAGGACGCAGAGGUGAAGCACGACGACGGCAUCGACUGGGCUCUGGUGUCCCGAAAGCGCCGCAUGAUCGAACGCGCUCUCGCCGACGGCAGCACGGUGGGCCUGAAGAUGGCCGCUGUGGAGGAGCUGGGCCUGAUCUGCGACGACUACCGGCGUCUCGUCUGGCCGCGCAUCGGCGGUGUCAACGUAUACGAGACGUCGCCGCGACCGUCGCUCGCCGAGAUAGAACAGCACGCCUACUACUCGCAAGUGGUUCUCGACGUCAAGCGCUCGCUCAAGCGUUUCCCCCCUAGUAUCGCCGAAGGGCAGCGCAUAGCACUCCAGGACCGGCUCGUGUUUAUGAUCAUGCGCGUUCUGAUGAAGAACCCCGAGCUGCACUACUACCAGGGAUACCACGACAUCUGCGUUACGAUUCUGCUGGUUCUGGGCGAGGAAAUAGGCUUCCUUCUGGUCGAUCGGCUCUCGUGUUCCAACCUGCGCCGUUUCAUGGACAAGACCAUGGCGCGCACGGCCGACAUGCUCGAGCACAUCUACCCCCUUCUCGGUCACGAGUGCCCCGAACUUCGGGACUUCCUGGACCGGGCCCAGGUCGGCAUUAUGUUCUGCCUCAGCUGGGUAAUCACGUGGUUCGGCCACGUACUUGCCGACUACGACACCGUGGUGCGUCUCUUCGAUCUGUUCCUGUCGAGCCACCCCUGGAUGCCGAUCUACCUGUCGGCAGCGGUCGUCUUGCACGCCCGCGACGAGAUUCUAGCGUUGGACUGCGACAUGGCGCCCGUUCACAGCUACCUGUCGCGUCUGGUCGAGGGCGACCUGCCCUUCGAGAAACUCAUCGUCCACGCCAGGGAGCUGCUCGAAGAGCACCCUCCCUCGGAGCUGCAGGCCGAGCUGGCUCGCACCAGGCGGCGCGACGGAACACGCACGCCCCGUCGUGGCGGCACGGAACGCGGAAGGCUGUGGCGCUGUGCGCGAUUCGCGGGUGCUCUAGUAGCUGCCUCUGGAACCUGGAAGGGCGCUCUGACAGUCGCUGCCGUACUGUUCGCAGUGUGGUAUCAAGCCUACAGAAAGAAUGUCGUCCACCUGGCCUGGUUCUGAAGCCAGGUGUUUGUGCAGCUGUUCAUUCUAGUGUUCCCAAUUGAACCAUGUUGAAUGUAUAUGGAGAGGGUUUCAGCCGUUGUACAGCACCUUCUAUUAACCCAUGUGCAUUAGUUCCUGCUCACUGUCUCUACCGUGCUCAGCUGUGCUAAGCACCGGGACCCCGAAUCUUCCCUAUCUGGUGUUACCAAAGUUUAUGCUGUUGAAGUGCCUGAAGAGUUAAUUCGAGGACGUUGCUAGUGCGGCUGGCAUUAUCCGUGCUUCUAUUCAAUAUGUAGGGCCUGAAAAAAUGAAGUAUUGCGUGCUGUACAUACUAGCUUUUCCACCUUACGUACUGCUCAGUAAUUUCAAUAUAACUAAUAUGUGAAUUUCCAGUGCUCAUUCCAAUGCCUGCCUGGUGAUUUGCUAUGUGUGCGUUUUUGUGAGAGCACCAUUGCUCUCCACUUUCCGUUUGCAUCUCUAACUGAAUAUGCUAAGUCUCUCAUUUAAGCAAUGUAAGUUGUUGUAAGAUAGCUUAUAGCUCUGCACAUGACUGGUCAUAUAGUGAGACACAACGCUUUCAAAUAAUGAGUAAAUAUUUCUUUAAUUCUGUACAUUCUCAUGACCAAGUUAUGCGGCAAAAGCCUUGAAAAGUCUACUGUUGGAUAUUUCAUGAAAAAUAAAGGUUCCAGACUGCA
This is a messenger RNA of Rhipicephalus microplus (southern cattle tick), 2126 nucleotides long. Its product is annotated as TBC1 domain family member 20. The record is from RefSeq and is a predicted model, not a curated record. NCBI's taxonomy places the organism in Eukaryota, Metazoa, Arthropoda, Arachnida, Ixodida, Ixodidae. Gene Ontology annotation, biological process: endoplasmic reticulum to Golgi vesicle-mediated transport; positive regulation of GTPase activity. Gene Ontology annotation, cellular component: endoplasmic reticulum membrane. Gene Ontology annotation, molecular function: GTPase activator activity.